Messenger RNA from Guillardia theta CCMP2712, 845 nucleotides. RefSeq lists its product as hypothetical. The record is from RefSeq and is a predicted model, not a curated record. The coding region runs from base 135 to 752 and encodes 205 amino acids. Lineage: Eukaryota; Cryptophyceae; Pyrenomonadales; Geminigeraceae. The transcript has 9 exons.
AGAUAGCAAGAUCACAAGAAGAGGUGGAUGAGCAAAUGUGAGCUAUCAGGCGACAUGUUUCAUCCUGCAUGGGGAGAGAGAAGUGCUGCAAGUUGUAGUGAGCUCUUCGCAGGGGUUUCCUCCGACGUCUCACCAUGGAAACACUCUACGUCGAUCGUCGCCCGAAUGCGUCGACGAGGAGGAACCUGACCAUCUCGGUAGUCACGGGGAUGAUCGUUGUAGUUAGCUGCGUCGUUCUGCUCAGAGGCAACGCGCGGGCAUCGCAGGCACCGGAUGUUGCAAGCAUGUACCACAUGUGGUUGGCGCCUAACGGAUUACCAUUGAGCCCUCGCAAACAGCGCGCGCUUCUUUUCCAGUUCUGCACAACAAACUUCGUGACUGAGGCCGAGAUGAGAUAUUGUUAUGCGCGACUACUGUCAGUCGGCAAUCCCUCGGGACCUGUCAAGUUUGCUGGUCAGCCGCAGUAUGACAGCGAGCAGGUUGUCUCCCCUCUGUUCACCUUCUCUGCACCUCCCAUGGACGGGGGCAAGGGAGGCGGCGGGGAUGGCGGCGGGUCGAGCGAUGGUGCGAAGAAGCAGAUAGGAAAAGUGACAGAGCUCGCGUCAAGACCGAGGAUGUCAGAGAUGUACCAGAAGUUCAGCCCCGAGGUCACCAGGAAGAAUCUCGAGGCUUACCGUGCCGGGUUUGAUGCUGGGCUAGAUGCUCGGAAACAGCUGACGAGGAUAGAGCCCAAGAAGCGCGCGGCACACUGAGGAGCCCAGGGAUGGUCAUGUGUAGUUGUGAUAGAGGGAAGGACGGAAUGUUUAUUUUAUAGCUUGUUGGACUUGAAUCGUCAUUGUGCAUGG